UGCGCUCCGUUCAUCGCCUUCUGCAAAGCUCCCCCAGCAGCCGCAGAGACAGAAAAAUGCCGGCAGGACACGGGCAGAGGGCUCGCACCAGGGAUCUGUUUGCUCGUCCCUUCAGGAAGAAGGGUCCGACGCAUCUCUCCACCUAUCUCCGUGUCUACAAGAUCGGCGAGUAUGUUGACAUCAAAGUUAACGGCUCGAUCCACAAGGGUAUGCCCUUUAAGUUCUACCAUGGCCGCACUGGUCGCGUGUGGAACGUCACCAAGCGUGCUAUUGGCGUUGAGAUGAACAAGCAGGUGGGCAACAGGAUCAUAAAGAAAAGAAUACAUGUGCGCAUUGAACAUGUUCAGCCAUCAAAGUGUCACGAAGAGUUCCUCCAGAGAGUGAAGAAGAACGAUCAACUUAAGGCAGAGGCCAAAGCGCAAGGGAAAAUCAUCAGCACCAAGAGGAAGCCAGAGGGACCUAAGCCCGGUUUUAUGGUUGAAGGAGCAACAAUCGAGACUGUCACUCCUAUCCCAUAUGAUGUGGUCAACGAUCUCAAAGGUGGUUACUAAGGUAGAUGACAAUAGAUCUUGCCUACUUUGCUUUGCUUAUGUUAUAACCUUUUGAAUUUCAAUGUUGUCGUUUCGGGUAUGGUCAAGACAUCGGUUAUGGGUGCUAUUAUAUUUAUAAUGGUCUGUCUAUUUUUGCAGCAAGAAUUGUGAGUGAAUCUAAUUCCAUUUCUUUUUGUUUUGUUUUUCCUA
This is a messenger RNA of Andrographis paniculata, 740 nucleotides long. RefSeq names its product 60S ribosomal protein L21-1-like. The transcript has 2 exons. The coding region runs from base 57 to 551 and encodes 164 amino acids. Gene Ontology annotation, cellular component: cytosolic large ribosomal subunit; ribosome. Gene Ontology annotation, molecular function: structural constituent of ribosome. The record is from RefSeq and is a predicted model, not a curated record. NCBI's taxonomy places the organism in Eukaryota, Viridiplantae, Streptophyta, Magnoliopsida, Lamiales, Acanthaceae. Gene Ontology annotation, biological process: translation.